Messenger RNA from Sphaeroforma arctica JP610, 1597 nucleotides. RefSeq lists its product as hypothetical. Lineage: Eukaryota; Ichthyosporea; Ichthyophonida. Gene Ontology annotation, molecular function: structural constituent of ribosome. Gene Ontology annotation, cellular component: ribosome; mitochondrial small ribosomal subunit. Gene Ontology annotation, biological process: mitochondrial translation. The record is from RefSeq and is a predicted model, not a curated record. The transcript is spliced from 5 exons. The coding region runs from base 1 to 723 and encodes 240 amino acids.
AUGUUUAAGAUUCUAUAUUUGUCAAAUUGCUUCCCCCCCUCGCAUCUAUCCGCCUUCUCAUUCUUACAACUCCGUAUCCACGUGUCUCCGUUCUCAGUCGUUGCCGAUGGUCGCUGCAAACGUGACGGAAAGUUUAUUGAGCACGUGGGGACGUAUGAGGCCAUCCCGAACAAGAACAUGGAGAAGCACACCAUGAUGAAUACUGAACGGAUCAAGUACUGGAUCUCUGUGGGCGCCCAGCCUACUAAGCCAGUCGCCAGGCUGCUUGCACAGGCUGGGCUCAUUCCUCCGCCACCGGGAUUCGAAGCACGGCGCCUGAUGCGUGAGAAGUUGAUUGACAACCCCACGGGCACCACUCCAUUCCAGAAAUGGAUGGAUGAGCUACCCCAAGGUGAACGUAAGAAUUAUCUGAAGGUACUGAACCAUAAGAUCCGGAUUACAGACGCAAAAGGAAGGUGUGGAUACUGCCAUGAUGUGGGCCAUGGGAAAGACACUUGUCCGGUGAGGAAGGAGGAUCGUCUCACUUACAAAUCCGAGGAUUCAGCAGAUGCCAAAACACCAACCAAAUCGAAGGAUUUGCCAAAGGCGGGUUCGUCUAUCGACACUGCUGCCCAAGAGACAGAAACUACCACCGAUGGUAAGGAUGCUGGAUCUAAAAAAUCGAGUGAUAUUCCUAAGGAAACAGAGGCGGCUCAAAAGGACACCGGAUCAGACAAAAAGUAGAAAAUCCCGAUGCAAUAAAUUAUGCUAUCCCGAUUUUACAGCGGUUUCACUAGGUUGCAGUGUAUUUUUGAGCUGCUAAAAUUCUAGCAGGAUUCAAAUUUUUAAAGCCAACAACAGCCUGAACCCAUUUUAUUAUAUGCCUGGGCAGAGGUUGGAAUCUGAGCAGAAUCCUACGCAGAAAUUGCGGAUGCCGGUGUCGUUCGAAUCCAGUGCGUGUUAAUAAAUUAGAUUCCUCGAUUGCAAUUAUAACUCGGGAAGAUUUUUCCGCGUUCAUAACGUUUGUACACCCUUGCCACUUCUUGCAUGCACCAGUAGUCCGCUAAGGACACUUUUCAGUUUAUCUGGCAAUUUUGGUUGCGCUAUAGGCAAAUGUCUCGAUUUGGAGUCAUCGGAACUGAUGCGGUUUCGACAAGUCUCGCCAGAUGCAUACUUUCUUUACAUUGUUCAAGCUCAAGGAUAUAUACAGGAAGUGUGAAAGUAAUUGAAUAGCAUGCUACAGAAUGUACCAGUCCAAGACGACCCACAUUGUUAGCGGGCUGAUAUAGCAUUCCUGAUGAGCAUUACACCAGUAUAGGAAUAUCUUAAACGACCGCAAUUGUCCCGCGUAAGUAACAGCCCCACCUUAUCCUUCAACCGGCGUCACCUUACGAGCGCUCGGAAACAUGCACCCAACAUAGCCGUAGCAGGGGAUAUGAGCACAUCAUUCCUGCCCAGCUGGCUUGUCGUUGGUCAUUAAUUCCUUAACUGCAUCGAUCUUUCCUUUUAUUGUGGUCGUUUUAUCGGUGCGGGUGCCCAGUCGAAUGUUUGUGCUGAUGCGUACCACACCACCGGCGUGAAGCUUCAAGUGUACACGCUUUAUGGCCGCCAUAAUAAC